AGUGUUUCGCUUUCGUAUAUUCUGUAGUUUCUUAUCUGAUCCAACUAAUAUACUUUAUUUGCUCAUGAAUUUUCUAUGUUUCUAAAGUUAUAAUUAAAAUGAGACAUCAUUUUCUUAACAGAGUGCUGUAGAACUAUGAAGAUUGCUUUGCUACUUUUGUUGAUAUUCUUUUUCAUCCGAGAAAGUGUAGCUCUCCUGAAGGUGAUCGAUUCUGCCUCGCGACAGUUUAAAACCCUGGAUGGAUUCUGGGAUUUUCUGCCAGAUUAUAGCGCUGAAAGUGUGAAUGAAAAAUGGUGGCUGAAACCGCUGGAAACUUACGGUGAAGUGAUACAGAUGCCAGUGCCCUCCUCCUUCAACGACAUCACCACAGAUGCCAGACUAAGAGACCACUUGGGGUGGGUGUGGUAUGAGACCUUCUUCCCCACCCCCACCCUGUGGCUGAACUCAAGUGGGGGCUAUGACUCAUCUGAGAGGCAGAUUUAUGUGCGAUUCGAAAGUGCACACUAUUACGCCAUGGUCUUCAUCAACGGCGAGUAUCUGACCGAGCAUUCAGUGGGACACCUUCCCUUCGAGGCCGAAAUAGGACCACACCUCCUCACUCCAUCCAAUCCAGGCACCUCCCACCGAGGUGGAGGGGGAGGGGGACCGAGUGAGUACAUGAACAGAUUGACAGUGGCCUUGAACAACACUUUGAAUGCCACCACUGUGCCGCCCUCUGCAUAUAAUUACAAGCAAAACACCAGUCAGUACAUAUACCCAGCUGGCUAUGUUGAAGUCACGUGGCAAUUCGACUUCUUCAACUAUGCGGGACUGCACCGACCGGUGAAGUUGUUCACAGUUCCCGCGGUGCACGUGGAUGACGUCACAAUAAAAACAGUGCCCCAGUCCGAAGACAAACAGACGGCCACAGACACAUGGAACCUUUUCCUAACUGUCUGGUGCAUGGGAGACGACACCUCCUCCGCCAAAAUCAAAGUGGGUGUUCUCUUCCCCCGGACAAACAGUUACCUGUAUCUGGGUGGUUUGGAGAACGGAGUUGAAAGGAAGAUUAAUAUGACCCCUCAAAGUCUGUGGUGGCCAUACACUAUGGACACUAACUAUGGACUCCUUCAUGAGCUGACGGUGGACGUGGAGCUUGAUGGUGUUGUGGUGGACAGGUACACUCAGAAGUUCGGCUUCCGCCAUGUCUCUCUCGACAACACCUCUCUCUACAUCAAUGGAGUGAAGACAUACCUCACCGGAAUCAACAAACACGAAGACUCUGACAUCAGAGGGAAGGGUCUGGACUACGCCCUGAUUGGACGAGACUUCGCGAACCAGAAAUGGCUGCAGUCGAAUGCAUUCAGAAGCAGCCACUACCCUUAUGCACAGGAGUACUUGGAGAUGGCAGACUCGCAAGGAAUCAUGGUCAUCGGGGAGUGUCCAGGAGUGGGCAUUCAGUCACAGAACAUGUUGCCGGAGACGUUGUCUACCCACGAGAGGAGUAUUCGGGAGAUGAUCUCGAGGGACAAGAACCACCCCUCAAUCAUCAUCUGGUCCCUGGCCAAUGAGCCCAGUUCAAACGCAGAAGCUGCAGAACAGUAUUUCGGACAGCUGUUUAACACCAGUCGAACCUUGGACGACACUCGGCCCUACACUUUUGUGAGUGACCAGUCGUUCGACACAGAUCUGGCGCUGCAGUUCAGUGACCUGGUGAAUGUGAACAGAUACAUCGGCUGGUACAAUGACCUCACAGUCGGAGAGUGGAUGAGCGAAGAGGUUUACCACUACGUGAAGAACUACCAUUUGCAGUUCAACAAACCAGUCAUCAUGCAGGAGUACGGAGCCGGCACCAUCCCCGGAUUCCACAAGCUGCCUGCUUCCCCCUUCAACGAGGAGUACCAGGUGAAUGUGUUGAACUGGACUGGACUGGCAUUCGACCGGAUGAGGGAGGAGUUCCUGGUCGGAGAGUUCAUCUGGAAUUACGCCGACUUCAUGACCGAGCCUGAUGUGACACGAGUGGAUGGCAACAAGAAGGGCAUCUUCACUCGGCAGAGACAGCCGAAGGAGGGCGCCUUCUUCCUCAGGGAGAGAUACACUGGCAUUGUGGACAAAAUGAACAGACAACGGGAGAAGCAGAACAAUAACAAACAAGAGUGCCGCAGAAGAAACAAAAGAAAAAACUAGAACGAGCAAAAUCGACUUAUUCUGAGUUCGAGAAAUGAAGAUGUCGCAUUCGAAUAACAGUUGUAUUUAAUGUGUUAGCCCUUGUUUUAUUUUGUAAAGCUAUAAUUUGGAAAUGUCUAAGCAAUUAACAGAGCUUGAAUCAGCAAAAAGCAAAACACGCU
This is a messenger RNA of Symsagittifera roscoffensis, 2327 nucleotides long. Its product is annotated as beta-glucuronidase-like. Gene Ontology annotation, biological process: carbohydrate metabolic process; glucuronoside catabolic process. The transcript is spliced from 13 exons. The record is from RefSeq and is a predicted model, not a curated record. NCBI's taxonomy places the organism in Eukaryota, Metazoa, Xenacoelomorpha, Acoela, Convolutidae. Bases 136 to 2166 code for a protein of 676 amino acids. Gene Ontology annotation, molecular function: carbohydrate binding; beta-glucuronidase activity.